Messenger RNA from Acanthosepion pharaonis, 585 nucleotides. The record is from the annotation of a GenBank genome assembly. NCBI's taxonomy places the organism in Eukaryota, Metazoa, Mollusca, Cephalopoda, Sepiida, Sepiidae.
AUGUCUAUUGUUUUCCAUACUGCAGCGUGUCGUGUCUCUUACAAUAUUGUCGAUCUCUCUUUGAAUGUAUUCUGCGUCUAUAUUGGCAUCAGACUCAUCAAAUCUUUUCUUGCCUUCCUCACACGGGCAUCUGAACUGAUAUUUUUUACGAUCUAUCUAUCUAUCUAUCUAUCUAUCUAUCUAUCUAUCUAUGCUUAUAAAUAUGCAACACCUACAUUCGUCUCAUAUCUAUCUAUUUAUCCCUCGGAAUCUGUUAUCUAUCUAUCUAUCUUUCUAUCUAUCUAUCCCUCGAAAUCAGUAAUAUCUCUUUAUGUUUAUAUAUAUUUGCAUCACCUGCAUUUUACCCAUAUCUAUCUAUCUAUCUAUCUAUCUAUCUAUACUUUAUCUUAUUAUAAUUGCAUUUUUCUUCAAUUCAUCAAUCUGUUUCUCUUUUUCUCCUCAUCUUUCCCUAAAUGUUCAUAUCUAACUGUAGUUGAUCUAUCGAUUUUAUUAUUGCCCUUUCAUGCCUUUCCACAUAGAUCUAUCUAUCUAUCUAUCUAUCUAUCUAUCUAUCUAUCUAUCUAUCUCUGUUCCUUAUCUAUUUAA